Paramuricea clavata is the source of this 11123-nucleotide messenger RNA. NCBI's taxonomy places the organism in Eukaryota, Metazoa, Cnidaria, Anthozoa, Malacalcyonacea, Plexauridae. The record is from the annotation of a GenBank genome assembly.
AUGAAGCAUAAACAACUGAGUACAAGAAGAGAAGAAGCAUGUAAGAAAUUAAUUAACUCAUUUCGAGACCAAGAUUCGCCACACAACCCUUUAACUGCAAUAGUUAAAUCUGGUCUACCAGACCCAACUCAUAAUUAUGAUCUGCGUAAUAAUAACCUGCAACUCUUACCGAUAAUGCCUGAACGGUUAAAGAAAUUUUUUACCAUUAAAUAUAGUUAAAUUUUUAUGAAUACAUUUUUAUAAUAGGUGGUUUAAUAGUUGAGUAUAUUAUCAUAAUUUACCCUAACUUAGGAUAGAAUACAUAUUAUCAUACUAUAUAACAUUGUUAACGUAAAUUUUAAUAUUUAAAUUAUGUAAAUAUUGUUUCCAUGUAAUUCAGCUUUAGCUGAAAAAUGGAUUUAAUUAAACUAAUAGUCAUAAUAAUAAUAAUAAUAAUAAUAGUAAUAAUUAUAGUGUGCGUAAAUUAUUGAUCUGUUCUAAAAGUAAGACUUAACACGAGUUUUCGUGGUUUCCUCUAGCGGGAAUAACAGUCAUCCUUAUGGAAUUAACUACGAAAGAAUAUCACUAACAGUAAAUUUAUAAAAUAUCGGCUAACUGCUUGUGGGGUCCAACUGGCUUAACUGAGGAUGCACAGUGCAUACGAUAAUACGAUAAUAUUUGGAAUGAAUACUAUUAAGCAUGCGUACUACAAAAAUGCAAGGGGGGGGGGGACAGAGGGAGGAGGGCAAAACACCCGGGGCCCGGAGUGCUCAGAGGGCCCCGGAAAUCUCGGUAAAAUGUUCGUAUCGUAUAUCAUCACUUUAGGUUUCUCCUAAACGAAAUACGCCUACUUGCACACUAUCCGCUGAUCGUCGUAAUCGAUCGUAAAACUUACCAAAUGUGAAAUAAACGAUUUUUCGAUCUCUUUUUCUGCAAAAACAGUUAACUAUAAACAUCGUUUACAUCGCGUCUUUAUGAGUUAUGAGAUGAAAUGAGGUAUUUAUUGAACAAAUUUAUUAUGUAAGCUGAAUAGCGAGACCGUACAGACUGUACAGAUAAUGUUGUAUAUUAUACUGGACUGUGGACACUGCCUCUGGACAAUUGUUGUUCAUUUGUAUACUGCGAAAAUAGUUUCGAAUAACUCGUGCAUUAUUCUAUGAAAUAAUUAAAUUAAUUUAAAUAUAAGUUUGUAGAACAGCUGCAUGUUAAGUAUCUGACUCAAGUUUAAUAUAUUACAGACACAGAUGACAGAUUCUCACAGAUAAACAUGAAAUAUAUGUAAAAGUUUUCUCAACCUAAUAAAAACAGUAAAAGCAAGCUAAGACCUAUGAUAUUAAUAUCAAGAGCGGAAUGAAUCGAAACUAUAUUAUAUCAACUUAAUAACAUGCACGUGACAUUGUGACCAUAAUCUGUUGACUAUUUAUUAAUGACUACUGACUGAAUAAAUAAAAUAAAUUAAUAGUAAAUUAUUUCUUUAUUUGAAACUAUGUUUGCUGUAUUUUACAGAGAGCAAACAAAAAUCUGCCAAAUAAUAAAGUCAUAUUCAUAACUCAUGAAGAGUAACUAUUUUUAAAGACUAUACAACGAUCAUCUGCUGGUAUGGUAGCAUGCACAUGCACGUCACACGCGCCAUCGGGACCAUGUUUUUCAUGUUUUUAAAAAAGUUUUAAAAAGAUUUAAAAGAGUUUUGAAAAGCAAGAAAAGUUUAAAAAGUUAGAUUUUUAAAAAAGUUAAAAAAAUUUAAAAAGUUAAAAAAUGAGGGUUAGUGGUUAGUGGUUAGUGGUUAGGGGUUAGGGGUUAGGGGUUAGUGGUUAGGGUUAGGGUUAGGGUUGGGGUUGGGGUUAGGGUUAGUGUUAGGUGCCGCGAAUUUAUUAUUAUGAUAAAUUCAAAAUUUAAAAUAUUUAUAAUGAUAAAUUCGGACGUGUUUAAGAAUUUACUCAUAUAGUAAAUUCAAAGGUGGAGCUCAUGAUGGCAUUUUCCCACGCAUAGUUUCAUAAUAAUUAUAGUGAAUGACAGUUACUACAUUUAUAGGUUUAUGGUUUAUUAUUAAAGAAAGACUAUAUCGCAGCCUGAAUUGCGUAGCUUACAGAGUUUUAAAUUAAACGAAAAUCAUUAACUAUUUACAAUAUACAUCGUAAAAGUCAUUACAAAAGCUAUUUGGCGAAGGAAUAAUUGUAAUUGGCAUAUACUCGGGAGGUGGAUAGUGCUUUUCAUGCAUUUGAUUAGUUACGCAGCUCCGGACAUCCAGAACGCCAGAUGGGACGCCAGAGGCCCUGGUUAAGUCUCCUGGUUGGGCCUGGUUAGGUCUAAUAAAUAUAUUAAUAAUAUACAUAAAAACAUUACUCCACUAUGAUAUGAUUUUUGUGUGUGUGUUGUUGUUAUGUACUCAGGUGAAUAAUUAUCACUUAUUUACUGAGACCGAGGGAAACAGUGUGUUUUGUGGACCCGAGACCGCCGUUGUUGCCCGAGGCGAAGCCGAGGACAACAACGGCGGUCGAGGGGCCACAAAACACACUGCUUUUCCGAGGUCUCAGUAAAUAAGUGUUUUGUUAUAUAGUAUAUAAAUAUCAAAGUAUGAAUAAUUCACCGGUUGUUGGAGUGAACUUAAUUUGAAACCAAAACUGGAUAAAUGGAACGUCGUAAAUGUUUAGUAAAAAGUCUUUAAAAAUGAACUUUGGAACUUCAUGGUUUACACGCAUGCGUAUUGCACCCAUUUUAUUAUUGUCCGGUCAAUAAAUGUUUCAUUGCGGACCGGUUGCUGAAUAUGACGUUUUGUGGACCGGCACGUGACACGGUUUUGACCAAUCGGCAAACAGAAAAAUUGAACUUUGACACUAACUAUAUAACAAUGAUGUUUGUGAUGUUACUCUGAGUAUGCAUCCACACCGGGCAAGCUGAAAAGUUUGCUUGGUCACGGUGGGAAUCGAACCCGCGAGCUUUGGGAUACUAGUCCAAUCCACCGUGGCCAGGCAAACUUUUCAGCUUGCCCGGUGUGGAUGCAUACUCAGAGUAACAUCACAAACAUCAUUACUCCACUAGGCUAAGCUGUGAUUGGUUGAUUUAAGUGCAGUUAAUCUCAAACAGCAGUAUUAUAUACCAACAGUGCAAAAAUAUGUAACAACACUGCAAAAGUCUGUAACAAACUGAUCUGAUUGGUGAAAAGACAAUGAAAUCUAAAAUCGACCAAUCAGCUUAAAGCAGUUUUCAAGUAAAGGUCAGAGAUUGUUUCAAAACAAAACAAACAUGGCGGACGCGCUACAUAAGUAACAUUAGAUAUUAGUUCGGGUUGAAAUUAUGGCUUUUAUCUUUCCUUUAAAUGGGAAAGAUUUUACCUUAAUAAUAAGACCAACAAAACUUAGAUAGACGUCAUAGUUGAGUGAAAUUUUCUCGAACAUUUUUAUGUAUAUUUUUAAUACGUAAUAGGUUGGUUUCUCGUAAAAUUUGGAUAAAAUAUGCUCUUUGAAAAACUUACUCGUGCAUGUUUAUCCAAAUGUUUAUCCAAAACUCACUCGUGCAUGUUUAUAAAAUUCACACUCGCAGUUUCCAUCUACAAAACCCUUGGGAUACACACAAUAUAUUGGUAAGAAAAUGAGACUGAACUCCACUCCCGUUCGCUAUAAUUGCAUCAUGGUUUCUUUUUUUUCUAGUUCACUGUGACAGGAUUUCUCACUAUUGUUGCAGGAGCAAAGAAAAAUUCUAUUAUGGUGAGGGAUACCAUAUUAUUAAUAUAACUAGACAAAUACGCAUGCAACACCCACGCGUCCACAUUUUCCAAACACGGUUUUAUGAAGUAUUCUUAAUUACGUCAACACUGAACGCAGGCUCGCGUUGCUCGCGUCAUGUUAGUUAUGGCAACCAAUACGAUCAUUAUUUCAAAAAAUGUUUUGUAUAAAACGGAAAAAAUAAAAAUUAUUAAUGUUUUACACGUUUAACCUUUUACCAAUUUACCUAUAGAUCUACUUAUUUCUAAAAUAUAUAAAGUAAGUAGGUUAUUUUAUAUAGGGCCUAAUAUUGCUUCCUAAAACGAUUUUAAAGGUUCACUUUGAAAUUUCAAUUUAACCAAUAACGCUUUAACUUAUUAAUACUCGAACUUUGAAAUGAAAUACAUUUAUACACGUCGCUCAUGAAAAUAAUAAGUUAAUUCAAAUGGCAACGUUCACAUACAAAGGAAAGGAAAGCUGCAUGUAGAUGUUCGAGGCCUUCAGGCGAAAAAUGGACAGCAAAGUCAUAGGUAAACAGUAAAAACAAACUUACCCUAUACUUCAGUAUUUCCAAUAGUUACUUAUCGUUUCUUUAAAAUUUGAAGAAGGUGAUUUACAACUUAUUGUGUGAACUGUGAAAAGACUUCCAAGCUUUCUUUGCUUCCUUCACUCCUGGCAAACAGCUAUAUUUUGACCACCCAUACAUAGCCAUGCGCCCGCAAUUAUUGAUAAACUUUAGACUUUGCAAAUGCUUUCUUUUCUUCGGGAGUAAAAAGCUGAACGGAAUUAGUACCCUCGCCACGGGCUUCACCGUACGCGCGUGGCUUGGGGAUAAAUAUAUAUAUAGGACUGGUUCAAUUUUAAAAUAUCUAUGUACCAUGCAGUGAGCCCUGCAUAUAUCUGUAGCAAGAACUUCAGUCAUUCGGCGUAUGAGAAAAGUUAAGCCAAGAUGGUGGAAAUUGACGUCCAACAGCUAUGAAGGUCGUAAACAGUUUUAAUACCAUUUGCCAGCUAAUUUCAGUUUUUUUUAACAGCUAGACAAGUUUUUUCUAACAGCGGCUAAACAAGAUAUCAGUUCAUAAAACCAUAGUGGUAUUCUUUAAAUUACUGUCAAAAUACGAAAUAUUCAGCUAGAUUCGGUACCGUACUUUUCAGCUAAGUGCAAACACGACAGGCAAUACAAUUAUUGAACUGCAUGGCAGUAGUAUAGCGUAAGAAGAUAUCCAAAGUUAGGAGAGCUGAAAACUAGGGGCCAUGCUCCCCCGGGGAAAUUUUAAAAAUUGGGGCUCGGAAAUGCCAUUUCCAACACUUUCUGGCACGGAAUUGAAGAAUUGGAACCAUAAAAAUUCUGCUAGAAAUUGCUUUAUAAUUGGUUUUGUAUGUCAAGUUAGCAUAGUCGAACUACUUGGCGAUGAAAAAGUUCACGCUUUUCAACCAAGACAAACAUAUAUAACUUAAUAUAUUUUCAGGGAGUGCUAUGACGGCUGCUGAAGUUCCCCUACAGUUUCAAUUUUCACUUAAGGAAUAUUUCACUGACCACAAAUGUUAUAAAAGAACAAAUUAUGUAGAACACACUCUCUCAAAUAAAGGAGUUGACGUAUGGAAUUCAUUAGAAACAAAAUUUAUAGAUAUAAAUUUCUAUAGCACUUUCAAAAAGCAAAUUAAACAACAUUUUUUACUAUACAAUGUAUAAGACAUGCUAUAAAACAUUCUGCUAUAUGACAAAAUUAAUAGUAUGUUGUGGUCUAAUUCUUAUAAGAACCCAAAUGCAUCUACAACAUUGGUAUUCACUUCUAUAAUAAGAACAAUUUCCCUUCUUUUUCUCUAUUGUAAAUAUAUAUAUAUAUAUAUAUAUAUAUAUAUAUAUAUAUAUAUAUAUAUAUAUAUAUAUAUAUAUAUAUAUAUAUAUAUAUAUAUAAGCCUGUUCUUUUUUCUUUCAAACAAACUAUUAUCCUUGUCUCCAAUGCUAGUAAUAAUUGCACAGGAAAAGAUUUAGUAAAACCUAUCAUUUUUAGUUGCUGUUUAAUUAUGCAAGUUUACUAUGUUAUUGUUUAGUCAGUUUAAAUGUUAGAAUUUUCUUCUUUAAACUUUAAUGUUGUCGUCACUUGACUACAUCUGGAAAACCACGUAAGAACAAAUUAAAAGUAUUUUAAAAGAGACCAGGUUGUUUGAAAAUCCUGAACGAAUGCUAAAAAUCGUCAAAACAUUCUGGUGUCUGAGCCAGAGUGUCAUCGAAUUGCGAUGUAAUGUAAACAGAAAUUAUAGCAAGUUGAUGUCAGUCAGUUUAGAUGGUCCAAGCCAAAAUUAUAUCGCAUUUGAAGUUUCAAACUGAGUUAAAAAUAGUGGAAGAAAAGCCGUAAUUAUACUUAUUGUUACAAUCCAUUUAAUAAAAUGCAACAUUUUUUUUUGUUUUAAUGAAAAAAUCAGUUAUUUUCAUGAGAACGAUUUUGUUAUUCCAUCUCAAUUUUUUUAAUCUCCAAUCGCAAUAACGUAAAGUAUUAUUAGCCGCGAACCAAUGAGUCAAAUUUAAGAAACAACCCACUGUUAGAAAGCUGAAUGGCUACGCUUUAAAAUGAAUGUAAACUUUAACGUUUUCGUCUAUUAUUUGUUUAGCAAUUUACAUUUCAGUCGAGGAUUGCGCUUUUUUGAUACACCCUGUAUAUAUAUAUAUAUAUAUAUAUAUAUAUAUAUAUAUAUAUAUAUAUAUAUAUAUAUAUAUAUAUAUAUAUAUAUAUAUAUAUAUAUAUAUAUAUAUAUAUAUAUAUAUAUUCCUUUAAUAUUGUGAUUGACUGUAAAUAAUUUAUUACAUAGCACAAUACAAACUAGCAUAACUAGAGACCUAAAUAAAAAGUCUACUAAGAUUUCUAGUAGGUCUCUAGCCCGCACUCUACAAUUAUUGUAAAUAUACUACACAUAAAUUUAUUGUACAUGGGGAAAAUUUUAAAAAAAAAUUAAAAAAAAAAAAAAUAAUAAAAUAAUUUUGUUCACUUCCCCUUUUAGGCAGCCAUCAAGAAUCUUCAUAUUACAGCUGUCGUACUCUGAUCUUUUUUUUGGAAGGAGCCAUAGUCCCCCCUAUAGCCCCCUGUUCCGUCGCUCCUGUGUUGACCAUUAGGAUCUGCCGGCCCAAUUCCAAUUAAACUUACCCACUAUAAUGCCAAUCAAAUGUACCCACUAAUUCCAAUAAAAUGUACUGUACAUUAUAACGAUUGUGAAUGUUUUCUAUUAUUUUCUAGAUGGGUUUCGCUUUCUUUCUCAACAUCAUUGCAGUGAUUGGUUCGACUGUUGCUUCGAUCUUUUUUAUUUCAUUUACUUUUGCAAUGAAUGUUUUUGAUUACCACCAUUUUUGCCAAGAUAUCGGAGAUGACUGCGACUGCGAUGUCGGUGAUAACAACGACACUGUAAUAUGUAAGUCAGAGGUACCCAAAUCUAUAUAGGGACUAAUUUUUAUAAGUGAAGAAAAUAAAUUUACUUAUUGUAUUAAAUUUUCAGGCUUGGAUGAAUGAUGGAACUACUUGAAAUUUAGAAACAAACUUAUUGUCCCUGAAAUUACCCAGAAGUUUGAUGAAAUAAAAACAGUUUAUCGGCAAAACUGAAUGAUCAUUUCCGAAAUCUUUCAGAUAAAAUUUAACAUUAAAUCAAAGUUCACAAAAUGCAAAAUUUUGUAUAAAAGUAUUAAAAAUUAAAAAAUAAAAAAAAUCGUGAUGUCAUGGGAUGAUGGGAACACAUGAAGUCACAACGCGAGCCUGCGUUAAGUGUUCGCCAAUUGCAAAUGCUUCAUGUUGAAAAUCAAUGUUUGGAAAGGGGAGCUGCCUGCAUGUAUUUCUAGUAUUCUUAGCACUAAAUCGCUACAUUCAGUCACUAACGUGAAAUCUUCUUUUGUAUUCCCACUUACUGAUAUGCUUAUCUCAAUCGGGCGAACCAGGCUUUAAGGCCCAUUUCCACUCAGGAAAGUCUUCCGCCAAAAGAAAAUUUUGUAAAAUGUGAUUGGGCGACACAAAGUUUCCGUCGGAAAAAAAAUUUGAAGUUGAAAAAUGUCAACUUUAAACAAUGAUGUUUUUGGAAAAUUUUCUGUCCGUGGAAAUUUUUCUUGAGUGUGGAAAUGGACCUUUAGAGAUCAUCUUCUGCGUUAUUUUUAAUUUGUAAAUAAUGUAACACUAAUCAUCCUUAUUUCCAGAACUGAGUUGAGUUAUAGCUUCAUGUCUCGCUGUUUAUGAUAUAAACUAAAGUGACCGUUAAUUAAGUCCAUUCUGCUCUUGCACAAAUUUUUUGAGGUUGGUUUACAAUAUCAAAGUUUCAAUGAUCGCAGUAGGAAUUUUUCAUAUAGGUAAAUUCUACGUUUUGAAGAUUUUGUAAAAAAAUGUUUGAGGGAACUGACUCGGUGUUUAACACCGGGACAGAUCUCUCGAAUAUUUCUUACAAAUCCUUCAAGACUUAUAAUUUAUCUACGCAAAAUUCAUUUACUGUGAUCACAGAAACUUUUAUAGCGCGUGACCCAGUCUUUACACAGUUUGAAAAGCAUUUUACUUUCCUCCAGGGAACACGAGCUGCAAUAACGUUGACGCACUUCGUUCAAUCACCAUUGUGUUACUUGCUGGGUAUAUUAUUCUCACUGUGACUUGCUUCACUGCAUCAGUCUUCUGUUUUCUGGCUACAUGUUAUGCUCCUACCUUAUUUGCUAUGAUAAAAGUAAGUUGCUUUAUUCGUAAUUAGUGACCCGUAUUUAAGUUAGUCUGAUAAAUAAUGAGAUAUGUGUAGGCGUGUAGCUAGAAACUUAUUCCGUUACACGAGGGUCGAUGGAACGAAAGUAUCACCACUUUUUCUGUGAAAAUUUUUUAGAUAACAUUACUCUGUAUCUGGGGGCUUCAUUUUCGGCAUUUUUAGAAACAAUUUUUUGUAUAUUUUAUCUGCUAGAAGAAACCGUUACUGGGUGGGGGACAACAUAUUUCACUGGAGGGGCCAGAACAAGAGCUGGAGGGGGGCGGGCGGUCAAUGUCAACUGUUUCAGAUAUAAGAUCCACUCGUAUAAAAGAUCACGCCAUAACUUUUACUCUUCAAUUUGACUGAUACGAUGAGUACUCUGGCGUUUACAAUUCCAACGAGUCUCCAUCAUCAAAAAUUCAUUAAACAAGUCCAAAAUACCCCUGUUUUGAUGCACAUCCUUUUUUCACUCAGGAUAGUAAAAAAGAAACAAACAGGUUAAAUCAAUUCUCCCAAAAUCUCGACUUGGCUUAAACACGGCUAUACAUUUGUCGCAGUUCGCCAGAUUGUUACAUUGAUAUUACAUGGAUAUAUAUAUUGCAUAUGUAAUCCAGGUCCGACCAUUACCUAUGAUCUCAAUGCUGGUAACGAUCAAAAUUCAAGAAGAUAUAACAUCGGAUGUUUAUACUUUAACGCCAGAAGUUUAUCCAAUAAGACCAACGAACUUCAAACGUUAGCACCUAACAUUGACAUAAUCGCUGUAACGGAGACCUGGCAUAAGCCCGACAUUUUAAACUGUAAACUUUUACCCGGAAACGACUUUACUAUUCACCGUCAAGACAGAGUUGACAGGAGCGGGGUGGAGUAAUGUUAGCUGUCAGAAACACCAUGCUUAGCAUCCGAAGGAAAGAUCUUGAGAGCGAAAUGCGGAAAUUGUAGCUUGCGAAAUCCGUUUUGAAUCUAAGAAAAAGCUUUUGAUUUUUACGUUCCACCGACCGCCUAACACCGACAUAAACUACAUAAAAGAACUUAAGAAAUCACUUCACCUUGCCAUCAAAGCAAAGUUUGAACACUUAAUCGUUUGCGGAGACUUCAACCUUCCACAUAUUGAUUGGUCUACUGGUACAGCUACUAACACCGGCUGUAUUCAUAACUAUAAUUUCACUAAAACUAUUAAAGACAACCACUUAUAUUAGCUCAUUGACUUUCCAAUUAGAUCUGAUAACAUCCUGGAUCUAGUUUUUACCAAUUUACCAGAUAAAGUCAUAAAUAUUCAAGGUUUUGAAGACAUUCUGAAUACAGAUCAUGAACUUAUUAGUUUCGAACUCGACCUUAAAUUCAACAAAAAACCUAAAGUCAAGCGUGUGGUUUUCAACUUCAAAAAAGCCAAUUGGACUGGUCUCAAGGAUGUGUUAAUAAAUACCCCCUUUGAUACUUGCUUUGUUCCUGAGGACAUUGAUGCUUCCCUUUCAAAAUGGUGUGACCAGUUUCUCUCAAUCGUUUAUGAUCACAUCCCUAAAUGUUCCUCAAGAAACGUCUGUCGAUCCCUUGGGUCGAUAAAGAGUUGCUGGAGCUCAUUAAAAAGAAAAAGAAGUAAUGAAAAAAGCAGAUAAGGACAAAACACUGCUAAUGACUUAGAGAAAUUUAGGUUAAUCCACUGCGAAACCAAAAAGUUUGUUUCCAAGAAAAAAUGUGAUCACGCCAAUAAGCUAAAAGGGUCAAUGUUUGAAAAUCCCAAACGUUUCUGGUCAUUUCUUCAUCUUCGACCAAAACAAAUGGGAGCCAAAAUUUUAUUCGAAAUGGACAAUCUUUUACGACUGACAGCCGCAUUUUGGCAAACUUAUUCAACAAAUUUUUCCACUCCAUUUUUAGUUUAGGCAAUGUAGAUCCACCUUUAACGCUCUCUACUUCAGCGGAAUCUUCCUGUAACAAACUCUCUGAUAUCGAUCUUACAAUCUCUGAAGUUGCUGCAGUGCUUCUUAAUUUAGUCUCCAAUAAAGUACGUGGACCAGGUGGUAUUCCGAGUAGAAUCCUGUCCAAGGUCGCCGACGAGAUUGCUCCUUCACUUUGUAUACGAAUUCUUUUCAAUAUGUCUCUCUCUCUCUUCGAGUUGUACCUGCAAACUGAAGGUUUGUCAAUAUUAUCCCUCUUUUAAAAAAUAUGAUCCCACCAUAACGUCGAACUACAGACCGAUCUCUCUGCUUUCUGUUAUCUCCAAAGUCUAGGAAUGUUGCGUUUUUAAUCACUGUUAUCACUACAUCUCCCCUCCUUUCUAUCGAUUUCAACAUGGAUUUCUCAAGGGUAAAUCGACGACAACACAGCUAUUAGAAGUAUACCAUGACAUCCUGGACUCCGUAGCAUCCAGUAACGAAGUUGAUGUAAUCCGCCAUCUUGGCUUAUCAAAUACCUUUGAUAAAGUCCCUCACAACUCGUUAUUACUCAAACUAAAGCAUCAUGGUAUCAACGGAUCUCUUUUGUCUUGGUUUGGUAGUUUACCUCACAGAUAGGCGCCAAAAAGCUGCUCUCGACAGAACAUUCUCUGACUGCCUUCCUGUCAUGUCUGGUGUACCACAGGGUUCUAUACUCGGUCCAUUGUUGUUUGUUUUAUACGUCAAUGAUGUCCAUAACUACAUUCAGUGCGAAUCAACAAUUGCUUUGUUUGCUGACGAUUCCAAGCUGUUCCAACCCAUUCUCGAUUCAACUCCAGUUACAAUCUUCAAGUUUGGACUGGGGAAUGGCAUUUAA